This is a messenger RNA of Habropoda laboriosa, 938 nucleotides long. RefSeq names its product prohibitin-2 (gene Phb2). The transcript is spliced from 4 exons. The record is from RefSeq and is a predicted model, not a curated record. NCBI's taxonomy places the organism in Eukaryota, Metazoa, Arthropoda, Insecta, Hymenoptera, Apidae. Gene Ontology annotation, biological process: mitochondrion organization. The coding region runs from base 129 to 938 and encodes 269 amino acids. Gene Ontology annotation, cellular component: membrane; mitochondrion.
UUUUCAACCGAAGAUCGUUAAUACAUCUUUAUUCUCGAAGUAGAGCAUAAUUUAUACCAAAUCAAUAAUUUCUAAUUUUACAUAACAACACAUAAGCGUAAUUGUGUUAAAUAUUAACGUACAACAAAAUGAAUGAGUUUAAGUUACGUAUGCCUAAAACACCAAAUGGAUUAUCCGUUGGUGUUUCAUGCGUUGCAGCGGCCGGCAUGGCGGUUUAUGGCAUUUCGAGGGCUAUGUACACAGUGGAGGCUGGUCACAGAGCAAUCAUAUUCUCCCGUUUAGGAGGUAUUCAGCAAGAUAUUUUGACUGAAGGCCUUCAUUUUCGUGUUCCAUGGUUUCAUUGGCCAAUUAUUUAUGACAUCAGAAGCAGGCCUAGGAAACUUUCUUCUCCUACAGGAUCCAAAGACUUACAGAUGGUCAAUAUUUCUCUUCGUGUCCUUUCUCGUCCUGAUGCAAACAGCUUACCCACAAUAUAUCGCCAUUUAGGUCUUGAUUAUGAUGAAAAGGUUUUACCAAGCAUUUGUAAUGAAGUAUUAAAAUCAGUUGUUGCAAAGUUUAAUGCAUCUCAGCUGAUUACACAGAGACAACAAGUAUCAAAUUUAGUAAGAAGAGAAUUAACUGAACGUGCAAGGGAUUUCAACAUUGUUUUGGAUGAUGUGUCAAUAACUGAAUUAAGUUUUGGUAAAGAGUACACUGCUGCUGUAGAGUCCAAGCAAGUUGCUCAACAAGAGGCACAAAGAGCAGCUUUCUUUGUAGAAAAAGCAAUACAAGAAAAACAACAGAAAAUUGUUCAGGCAGAGGGUGAAGCAGAAGCUGCAAAAAUGCUUGGUUUAGCUCUUAGUCAAAAUCCUGGGUACUUAAAAUUACGAAAAAUUCGAGCGGCGCAAAGUAUUUCUCGCACGGUAAAUAUAACAAAUUUGUGUAUUCCCAGUAAUUGA